AUGGUGACAGGCCCAACCUGCCGCCUCAGUCUUCAGCAGAGGUCAGCGCCCUCUACAGGACACAGGGGGACCCCACCCAGCAGCCCAACCAAGGGUCAGGCAGUGGGAGCUGGCGCCCCCCCCCCCCGCGGGCCAGCCCCGCGCCCCAACCCUGCGGCACCCGUGCCCAGCCCCCCGCCCAGCCCUGGCCGCCCACACCUGCUGGGGUCCCAGGGGCCGUCACGGAGCUUCCUCUGGUCACUGCGUGUCGCUGACCCGUGGCCGGCGGACAGCGGCCACUCCCCCGCCCCUCCCUGCCCUCCUGCUCGGCCCCACCGGCCUCACCGGUUCCCGGGCGGCCACUUCCGCCAGAGGCUGGAGGACACGGUGCUGGGCCCCUCGGCCAGCAGGGAAGACCGGGCGCUGACCGUGCAGGGGGCAGGGCAGCAGGCCUCGCCCUCGCCCCUGCCUGCCCACAUCCGCGAGAUCGUGGCCAGCAGCCUGCGGGAAGAGGCCCCCCAGGAUGGCAUCGCAGGGUGCCCCUGGGGCCCAGCUCGGGGGCCCGUGACCCUGACCGGCCCUCGGGUGGGGAGCGAGCUGGGGCUGCCGCCACCUGGCACCCCUGACCGGCAGGGACAGCAGACCGUCCGCGUGGCCACCCAGUCGCAGGCCCCCGCCGCCCUGCCGGGCACCCAGGCUGGCGCCCGGCCGCCACCCAGCAGAGCAUCGCCCCCUACCAGCACCCCACCAGCCCCCCCAGCACCCCCUCUGCAACACGGCCCCCACCACCUGUGGCACCUGAGCCACCCCUACAUCUACCCCGUGGACGUCGCCGCUCCCCGUGGCUUGUUCCCCACCGCCGGGCCCUGCCACCCGGGGUCUAAGGCCCGGGACAGCGGAGCUCAGGCGGCCGCUGCCCUGAAGUGCCCGCGGCUGUCUCUGCACUUGAGCUUCCUAGGUGGUGGAGGCCGGGUCACCUGUGUGCACGAGGGGGCGCUGCCGCCCGUGCCCAGGGGCCAGGAGCCGGACGUGAACAAUAACGGGGUCAUCUCCUUCCUGAAGGAGGUGUCCCAGUUCACCCCGGCGGCCUUCCCCAUCGCCAACGACCGCUGCGUGGUGGCGGCCUUCUGGGCGGACGUGGACAACCGGCCGGCCGGCGACGUGCACUACCGGGAGGCCACGGACCCGGCCACGCUGCAGCGCGCCUCGGCCGACGUCCGGCGCUACUUCCCGGAGCUGCCCGGCUUCUCCGCCAGCUGGGCCUUCGUGGCCACCUGGCUCCGCGUCACCUUCUUCGGAGGCGGCGCCUCUUCCCCGGUCAACACGUUCCAGACCGUGCUCAUCACCGACGGCAAGUUCUCCUUCACCAUCUUCAACUACGAGUCCAUCACGUGGACCACGGGCACCCAUGCCAGCAGCGGGGGCAACGCCAGCGGCCUGGGGGGCAUCGCUGCCCAGGCCGGCUUCAAUGCGGGAGACGGGCAGCGCUACUUCAGCAUCCCCGGCUCACGCACGGCGGACAUGGCCGAGGUGGAGACCACCACCAACGUGGGCGUGCCCGGGCGCUGGGCGUUCAGAAUCGAUGAUGCCCAGGUGCGCAUGCCCCCGCGGAGCCGGCUCUGGCUCUGUCCUGGGCUGCCUGGCCUGGAGUCCACGGCAGCUCUUGGCUUCCAGGGGACAAGGCCGCCCCCAUCCAUGACCUGCGAGCUGGGGCGAGGCCACGUCCCCCGCAGUCCCUGGCAGCGCUUCGGGCAGGCCCCGCCUCCUGUCCGCCCCUCGCGGGCGUGGGGACAGUGUGCAGGCCGGGCUGCUGCCCCCCACCCCAGGCCCCCGGGCUGGCCCUGCGCUGAGCCCCGCGCCCCCCCAGAUGUGGACCAGUGCGCCUCCCAGCCCUGUUUGAACGGGGGGACGUGUAGCCCCGGCAACCACAGCUUCAGCUGCCAGUGCCCGGCUGGCUUCAGCGGGCCCACCUGCGAGGCAGAGAGCACCCCGGAGCCCGACGCCUGCCUCUCCGCCCCCUGCCAGAACGGGGGCGCCUGUGUGGGCGGGCAGCAAGGCUACGCGUGCGAGUGUCCGGGAGGCUUCACCGGUGACCACUGCAGGCAGAGGAGCCCUGAGGGCUGCGAGUGCCGCAAUGGCGGGAGGUGCGCUGAGGCCAACGCCACUGUCUGCCAGUGCCCCCCGGGCUUCUUCGGGCUCCUCUGUGAGUUCGAGGUCACGGCCACGCCCUGCAACGUGAACGCGCAGUGCGGCUACCUGCGUGGCCUGGGCACCCCGUGGGCAGAGGAAGAGGGCCAGCUACCUCGCCCGCUGUGGGACUUGGGAGGAAGGGGUGAGCAUGGGUGCACACCUCCGCCAAAACUGGAGGCGGCGGGGCCUAAAGAGCAGCCCCUGGGCGUCAUGCUGGACGCCUGUCGGGCUGGGGCGCGGCACGGACGCCUCCGGCUCACCCAGCGGAGGCCCCUCGGCGCGCUGCGGCCCCCCGCCUGGCGUGCGCGGGCCAGUGAGCCCCGUCUCCUGUCUGCAGAGGCCGGAGGGUGCCAGGCGCAGCUCUGCAGAAACGGAGGGUCCUGCAGGGGCCCCCCGGGGGCCUUCGCCUGCCAGUGCCGGGAGGGCUUCACCGGCACCCACUGCGAGACAGAGGUGGACGCCUGCGACCCCAGCCCCUGCCAGCACGGAGGCCGGUGUGAGAGCGGCGGCGGGGGUGCCUACCUGUGCGUGUGCCCAGAGAGCUUCUUUGGCGCCCACUGUGAGACGGUGACAGACCCCUGCUUCUCCAGCCCCUGCGGGGGACGCGGCUACUGCCAAGCCAGCAACGGGUCCCACAGCUGCACCUGCAAGGUGGGGUACACUGGGCAGGACUGCGCCAGAGAGCUGUUUCCGCCGACGGCCCUGCGGGUGGAGCGGGUGGAGGAGAGCGGGGUCUCCAUCUCCUGGCGCCCGCCCGAAGGGCCGGCGGCCAGGCAGCUGCUGGACGGCUACGCGGUCACCUACGCCGCCGCGGACGGCGCCCUCCGCCGCACGGACUUCGUGGACCGCGGCCGCUCCUCGCACCAGCUGCGCGCCCUGGCGGCCGGCCGCGCCUACAACAUCUCGGUCUUCUCGGUCAAGCGCCGCGCGCACAAGAACGACAUCAGCCGGCCCGCGGUGCUGCUGGCCCGCACGCGACCCCGCCCUGUUGAGGGCCUCGAGGUCACCAAUGUGACGGCCAGCGCCAUCUCGGUGCGGUGGGCUCUGCACAGGAUCCGCCACGCCACCGUCAGCGGUGUCCGGGCAUCCAUCCGCCACCCUGAGGCCCCAGAGGACCAGUCCACUGAAGUGGACAGGAGUGUGGGCGAGUUCACCUUCGGGUCCCUGCUGCCGGGACGCAGGUACAGCAUCCGGGUGACGGCACUCAGCGGGCCGGGAGCACAGGCACACCUCACCGAGAGCCUGGCCACAGCGCCACUGCACGUGUGGACACGUCCCCUGCCACCCGCAAACCUGACCGCCGCCCGCGUCACGGCCACCUCUGCCCACGUGGUGUGGGACGCCCCGGCCGCAGGCGCGCCCCUGGAGGCCUACGUCAUCAACGUGACCACCAGCCAGAGCACCAAGAGCCGCUACGUGCCCCGCGGGACGCUGGCGUCCUACACGGUGCGCGACCUGCUGCCCGGCCGGCGCUACCAGCUCUCGGUGACCGCUGUGCAGGGCGCGCCGGGCGGCCAGCUGCACAGCGAGCCCGCACACCUCUACAUCAUCACCUCCCCAAGGGACAGCGCUGACCGACCCUGGCACCGAGAAGUCCUCCCGGCGCGGGCACCCAGGAACAAGGCCUCCCCAGAACCGCGUCUGCUCAGUGACCGGGGCGCCCCCAGGACACCCAGCCCAGCCCCCAAGGUCUCAGAUCCCGUGGACAGCAGAGGACGCGUGGGCACCAAGUUGAGCCACCCGCCCCGCAGGCCGCUGCCCAUGAGCGCCCGUGAGUGUGCCGCCCGCCGGCUCCCGGGUGCGGGAGGGACCAGAAGCCCACCGGGUCCGUGUCCGGCCGCACCCCCAGCAGCGGCCAGCGCUGCUGCGGGGCUGUGACGGCCUCGUGUCUAGAAGCUCAGAGCAUUGGCCACUGGCCGCGAGGUCCUCCACACGGAGGGGUCACGUCCCACCUGAAGCAGCAGCCUCUGCACCUUCCCGCGCCUCCCCCCCCACCCCCCGCCCUGCGCCUAGGGCGGUGCCCAAGCCUGCCCGGUCUGGCAGGUGCCCUCCCACCGCACUCGCAGCCAGGCAUGGCAGGGCGGCUGCCGAAGGGGCUUGCGCGGUGGGGCCAGGCGGCGCCCCAACAGUCCUAAAGCCUGGGGACAGUGGUGGAGGAAGAGGAACGGGAGGAGAGUGCAAGGUUGCCUCGCAGGCUCCAGCUGAGGGCAGCACCAAGGGCGGCGCCAGGGCGGGGCUGUGCUAGGGGCGGGG
This is a messenger RNA of Condylura cristata (star-nosed mole), 4422 nucleotides long. It is a transcript of the gene SNED1, whose product is annotated as sushi, nidogen and EGF-like domains 1. Gene Ontology annotation, cellular component: plasma membrane; protein-containing complex. The record is from RefSeq and is a predicted model, not a curated record. Gene Ontology annotation, molecular function: protein binding; calcium ion binding. The coding region runs from base 1 to 4047 and encodes 1348 amino acids. NCBI's taxonomy places the organism in Eukaryota, Metazoa, Chordata, Mammalia, Eulipotyphla, Talpidae. Gene Ontology annotation, biological process: establishment or maintenance of epithelial cell apical/basal polarity; cell-matrix adhesion; heterophilic cell-cell adhesion. The transcript is spliced from 24 exons.